AUGUCAUAUCUUCACUCAGUUUUCACUCACCUGGAGAAUAAGAACAGCUACAUCAGAAUGCUGUUUGGAAAACGCAACACUCUGGGCUUCGGUACAACACUCUGCAACUGGAUACUGGACCUCCUCACAUACAGACCCCAGGGAAUUUGGACCGGCAGUCACACCUCCUCUACAUUAUCUUCAGUGUGUGUUUGGUCCCUCUCCAGAGACUCCUAUGUGGACUCUCGGUUGCCAAAGCGGGUCUUUCAUGCUCAGUGCCUGACCUCCGGCUGUGUAAACCUGCAGGGCAGAAGUGAGGAUGAAGCCCUGGAGGCCAAACCCAUCUACUACCGAGUCCUGGUCCUGCACAGAGUCCAGAAGCCCAAAAAGAGAGGAGGGAAGAAGAGGAGGUAUGACUUCAGACUGGGGACAGAGAUGAUCCCAGUGGGCUGCACCUGUGUGCGUCCCAGUGUCGUCCCCCAGCAAUAACACAGAGGACGCUCCUUGUGUCUGCCAGCAAACUGUCCAUAUUUUGAUUUUCACUCUAACUCAAAUAUGUUUAAGCAAUAUUUUUUAAGC
This is a messenger RNA of Plectropomus leopardus (leopard coralgrouper), 558 nucleotides long. Lineage: Eukaryota; Metazoa; Chordata; Actinopteri; Perciformes; Serranidae. The record is from RefSeq and is a predicted model, not a curated record.